Messenger RNA from Priapulus caudatus, 1928 nucleotides. RefSeq lists its product as uncharacterized. Lineage: Eukaryota; Metazoa; Priapulida; Priapulimorpha; Priapulimorphida; Priapulidae. The transcript is spliced from 2 exons. Bases 94 to 1176 code for a protein of 360 amino acids. The record is from RefSeq and is a predicted model, not a curated record.
UCCGUCCUGCGGUAACUAGUUUCGAUUUUCACGACGGCGUCAAAUUGGCAAAUUUGAUCACAUGACCUUUUGUUUUGAUCGCGUAUUUAAAAAAUGGCAAAUCUUCACCGGGUAAGAGAAUGUUUACUUCUCAGUCAUUGUUUGGAUAUCAUCGAUGAACAUGAAUUUGCGCUUCUUUAUGAUGUCAACAAGCCUACCAAUUGUGACUUUAGGUACUACGACUAUGAGACUUUUGAUCUGGAUGAUUUCAACGAUAACGAGUGUAACUCCUAUUUUAGAUUCCAGAAGAACGAUUUAGUUCGAUUGAAGAAUGCUUUACAAGUCCCGGACCGAGUCAGAUGUUCCAAUGGCACCCGGAUGGAUGGAAUAGAGGCACUAUGCAUUACUUUGGCUAGAUUUGCGUACCCUUGUAGGUACGGAGACAUGGUAAAGGACUUCGGUCGUUCUGUGCCACAGUUAUGCCUUACAACCAAUGCAAUCAUAGACCACUUGUACGAGAACUUCAAUCAUCUUUUUGAAACUCUAGACCAGCAGUGGCUUCGUCCAAGGCAUCUGGACGAGUACGCACAGGCAAUUAGCAACAAAGGAGCUGCUCUCACAAAUUGCUGGGGAUUUGUGGAUGGCACAGUCCGCCCUGUAUGCCGGCCUUCGCAGCAUCAACAGGUCAUGUAUAACGGCCACAAAAGACUGCAUGCCCUGAAAUUUCAAUCGGUAACGGCUGCCAACGGCAUGAUAGCCCAUCUUUAUGGGCCAAUAGAGGGUCGAAGGCACGAUUGUUACCUUCUGAGGAUGUCUGGGCUCCUUAAUGAGCUUGAAGAGCAUUCUUUUAAUUCUGCUGGGGGUGUAAUGUGCAUCUAUGGGGACCCUGCAUACCCUCUCAGAACCCACUUGCAGGCACCCUUCAAAGGGAAUCUCACGCCAGUUCAAAAUGAGUAUAACAAAUCAAUGUCAAGUGUGCGUAUUUCUGUAGAAUGGCUCUUUGGGGACAUUGUAAAUUUUUUUAAAUUCAUAGACUUCAAGAAGUCUCAGAAAGUCUGGUUGUCUGCAUGUGGGAAGAUGUAUGCUGUUUGUGGACUGUUGACCAAUGCCCAUACUUGUUUGUAUGGUAAUAACACCUCUAAAUUCUUUGGAUUAGAGCCACCAACACUUGAAGAGUAUUUCCAGACUCGCAACUAGAAAAUAUAUUCCUUGUUGCAUGGAAUAUGUGUUAUUUUAGACCAGUACAAAUUAUAUAUCUAUUGAACUGAUUACAUGUAUUAUGAAGCAUUGUGUGUAGUUGCCCAGACGAUUUCUGAUUUAAUUGACAGAAUAAAGAGAAUAUUUAUGUAUGAGUCCACGCUAUCCUCUCCAUGAAAUUGUGGUUUAUUUAAAUUCAAUCGUGUGCAUUAUUCAUUCCUACUAGGUAAUUACUUAACCAAUUUUCCACACCAAGUAAUACAAUUGAUACAACUGAAAAUCAUUAUAAUUUAUGUUGUAUAGUGCAUUUUGACUGGCUUAAAAUGUUUUGAUAGGUAAUUCUUUUUGAACUUUUCCUGUUACUUCGGAAAAUUAAAAUGACAUUUAAAACAACAUUUUUCUACUUAUAAAUGGAGCAGUAGGAAACAUAAUGGAAUCAAAGAAGUAUAAUAAGUGCAAUAAAUAAGAAAUACUAAAGUGAUAACAAAGUAUAAAGUGCAUAUACUCUUUAUGAUAGUCUACACAAUGAUCAUAAUAAAUAAGCUUAUGAGAUGAGCAUUAAUGAGAAUAAUUUACACACAAACACAGUGUUAUAAAUGAUUUUAACGUAUGAAUAUGGAUAAUAUCCAAACAAUUUAUUUUCUUAUUUCCGAAUGUUAUAGACAAAACCCAUUCACAUGGGUUGAUGCAAAGGCCAGGCCCGUAGCCAGCUUUCUAUUGGGGGGGGUUCGUUUUUCAAUGUUGGCAAUUUG